UUUUUCAUCAACACCACCACUUACUUGGUAAAUCCAACAAAAUGGACAGUUAGGCAAGGUAUGAUACCGCAUGUCACGACACUGCAACGAAAUUACAAUCCCUAGGCCACAGAGGUGGUUCCUUAAAAGCAUGGCCCGACUCGGGGUGUGGAUGGGGACGGAUGCCAAAGCCGAGGAAGUCGGUAUCUUUUGAAUUUUUUUUGCUUCAAAUUAAUACAACUCUAAUUUGGUGUAAAAAAAAAUCAAAAUUUUACCCGGAAGUAUUUAAUUUUUUCAUUUGGACAAACAAUAUGGGAUUAGCCAUGUGCAUAUAAGCGCACAUAUAAGAUCUUGGGCACCCUCCCCUUGUAAGCCGGUUUUCAAGGGUGAGUUCUACCUAAGGGUUUGUAUCAUUGGUAUCAGAGCCAAUCACCACAUUGAGUAUGGGCUCGGAUGCGCAUGUGCAAGUAUGAGAUUGUAUGGGUGCGACUUUGCAGUUCGACUCCCGGAGGGGGCGACCUAUUGAUUGGACGAGAGUUCCAUGCCAAUAGAGUGAUGCGCCACCGUGGACGUCGGCUGCGGAGCCUGGUGGUAUGUUACGAUCCUAAUGUCCCACAUCAGCUAAGUAUGAGAUUAGCCAUGUGCAUAUAAGCUCAUGGGCAUCCUCCCAUUGUAAUCCGGUUUUUAAGGGUAUGAUGAGCUUUGGAUGCCGUUGAUUUCUGAUCUGACGGUGGGGUCUCCUCCCCCAAUGGUUCUUCCUCCAAUUGAUAUUGAAUUGGUCUGGUUUUGUCAUUCCUUGAAUCCGGCCAGUUAUGCGCGAUACUGUGAGUUGAGAUUCUCAAAGCUCAUAGGAAAACCGGCUAUCUUCAACAAGGGGAACGAAGAGUAUGCGCUGAUCAGAUGCAGGGACGUUUGGAUCCAUAAGUACCCAUCUGAGCCAUUUGAGAAUGAAUUGGCUUCUGAUGGCUCAAUCCCCUUGGUUGCGAAUGAGGAUCUUUUGAGCCUAGUAUUAAAGCAGAGAAAUUUGUAUGCCAAGUUAUCAGCACCUUAUAUGUCAGAGACUGUGUAUUUAAUAGCAGCCAGACAACGAUACAAAAUGUUUCUCUGUAUGAUGCGAAGGUUUUCCAAUUUGUGUGCUCAUUUGGUGCCUGCCUCAGACAUUCUUCUCAUGUGGGUGAGCCAUCAGAGCUAUCCCACAGUAUACGCAGCUGAUGCGAAGGAGAUGGAGGGGGAUAUGGGGAAGGUGGUGGCGGUCUGGGAAGAAGUCAAGGAAGAAGAGGUGGAAGAGACCAAGAAGCUAUGGGAGGGAACUUUUGAUGAACCAUAUGAGAAAGCUGGUGGUGCUGCCUGUGGAUGGGCUGACAAGGUCAAGCCCCCGAUUCACUGGGAGGUCACGGAUGAUGAUGUUAACACAAGAUACAAGUCCAUGCUACCCCGAUACUUGUUGGAGGUCUGUGUAUUUGUGAAGCUUGACUCAAAGAUGAAGGGAAUGCAAGGGAAAACACUGCGUGACCUUUUGUGCCUCCGCAUGGUGAGGUGUCACAAGGAGCUUAAGAUUGAUAAACAAAUAUCCAGUUUCCCCUUGGGCUCUUGGCAGAAAGCUUGGCAUCUUUACUGUGAAUUUGGAACAAGGGGAGUUGUGCUGGAGCUUCGUGAUCGUGGCAGUCACUGUUUCGAAGGAAGUACAGUGAAAGACACAGUUACGUUUCUUUGGAACGACUUACUACGAGCAACCUCUCUUACUUGCAAAAGGGAAAUUGAUCGAAAGAUUAGAGUUGUCUCUUCCAUGACUCCCCCAAUCCAAGCACCAUACUUGCUGAAAUGUGUGCCUGAUCGUGUCACGGACGAUUCAGGAGCCAUGAUAUGUGAUUUAAUUCUGAGGAUGAACCAAUACCAUCCUCAAGAAGGUCGGUGGUUGUCUCGCACUGUUUUGGAUCACGCAGGGAGAGAGUGUUUUAUUGUUCGAAUGAGAAUGGGCAGAGGGUUUUGGAGGAGGGGUGCUGAAACUCCUUCUGCUGUGAAAUGGGAAGAAAGGAUUAUAGAGAUACGUGAAGGUUCUUGGUCUUAUGUUGCUGACUCCAUCGGCCGAGCUCCUGUGAAAGUGGUAGGAACAGCAACACCAAAAGAGCCCUCAGAACAGUGGAAUGCUUCAUGGGAGUUUUCGACUGGUGAUGAACUGAUGAUACAGUGGGAAUCGACAUCUAGAGAAAUCCUGAGUUUUGACCUGAAAAGCAAAGGAUCUCCAGACGCAAAGGUGAAGUUGUUAAUAGGACGGAAAAUGCAAUAUGGAAGAAGGAACAUCGAUUUACAGAAUAAAACAAAGGAAGAAAAGACAAACACUCAAGAUGAAAAUCGGCCAGAAGCAGAAGCAGAAGAAGGGUUUGUGACGCUAGUUCGGUUUUCAGAAGAUGACCCAAACGGAAAAGCAACAGCACUACUUAAUUGGAAGCUACUGGUGGUAGAAUUCUCCCCUGAAGAAGACGCAGUUUUGGUCCUCCUAUUAUGCAUUUCAAUACUGAGAAGCGUGUCGGAGAUGAGAAAGGAAGACGCGGGGAACUUGUUGAUUAGGAGGAGAUUGAAGGAAACGAAGCUCAGAACUAGAGACUGGGGAUCUGUCAUGCUUGAUCCUUCUUCUUCAUGCUCUCCAUCCGUUACUAUCAGUCAUCUUCAACCUUGGUAUUGGAAUGCAAAAGCAGUGUUGGCAUCUGAUGAUUCUGCGAAACAACCCGCGGCUUCAAGUUAUUCACCUGCUGAGGGCGGCGAUAAGUUGUUCAAGAAAGUUAUUAUUGCUCGAGAGUGAUCGGAUUUGCAGCCGUCGCUUGAUACAGGUUAAGGAAAUUUUUUGUACAUGCAUAGUUCAUUACUUGUAUGAUGGGGAAAAGGAGUAUGCCCAUUUGAUAUAUUUGUAUACAAGGGUCAAGUAGCUGGACUCAUAUACUAAUAUGCGGUUUGUAAUAACGGAGAAGUCUUAAACCA
Rhododendron vialii is the source of this 2955-nucleotide messenger RNA. RefSeq names its product glycine-rich domain-containing protein 1. The transcript has 8 exons. The coding region runs from base 686 to 2779 and encodes 697 amino acids. NCBI's taxonomy places the organism in Eukaryota, Viridiplantae, Streptophyta, Magnoliopsida, Ericales, Ericaceae. The record is from RefSeq and is a predicted model, not a curated record.